Molecule: messenger RNA, 1461 nt
Organism: Suillus subaureus
Lineage: Eukaryota; Fungi; Basidiomycota; Agaricomycetes; Boletales; Suillaceae
Product: cytochrome P450
Exons: 15
Coding region: 1-1461 (486 amino acids)
Molecular function (GO): iron ion binding; oxidoreductase activity, acting on paired donors, with incorporation or reduction of molecular oxygen; heme binding
Source: RefSeq, a predicted model, not a curated record
AUGAGUUCCCUCCAAUCCUUCUUUGCGCUCAUCCCACUACAACUUCCUGACCUGCGCAUAUCUGACGACGCGGCUCCUCCUCAGUGCUGUGGCUUGUCUUGCAACCUUCCUCUCCCGCCUUCCCCUCCCACUUGGAGAUUUGGGGGGCACUUCCUUCCACGUCGCAAACCAUUUCUUAUCGUGGCGGGAUGGAUUAACGAGUACGGUCCUGUGAUCACUAUUCGAUCAAGAUUUGAGAAGAUUGUUUACAUCGGGCGUUACAAAGCUGCUGUGGAUAUUAUGGAAUGUCAGGGCAAAUUGGUAGCCGGUCGUCCUCCCAUGAUUUCUGCGGGGAUAUCUAGCGGCGGAAUGGGCUUCGCAAAUGCACCCUCUGGAAACAGGUUAUAUCGGAUGCGUAGAACACUUCAUUCUUAUCUCCGGUCCAAAGCAGCUAAGGCCUAUCAGCCCCUGCAAAUGUCGCACGCGAAAAACAUAGUUGUUGGCAUUCUCGAUGAUCCAUAUAACUUCCAGCGCCAUGUGGUAACUUAUGCUGCAACGACAAUUAUGAAAGUUGCGUACGGGAAGAACACCCACACGAGUCGUGCAGUUCAACGCCAUGACGCUUACCUGGUGGAUUCAAUCCCAUGGCUCAAAUAUCUUCCUUGGUAUGGCCGGGACUUGAAGCUGAGAUUUGAAAGGAGCAAGAAACUUCACACCAGUGAAGUGAACCGCGUGAAAGAGCAGAUGCAUAAUAACGAGGACAUCGGUCCUUCGUUCACGAAAUAUAUGCUAGAAAAUAGCCAUAUCUACGGUUUCACAGAGACUGAGAUAGCCUUUCUUGCUGGUAGCUUUCUGAAAGCUGGAUCACAAACGACCUCUAACACCAUGUGCACGGUGCUCAUGGCAGCCGCAUGUUUCCCUGAGGAGCAAGCUAAAGUUCAGGCCGAGCUCGACGCGGUCAUCGGAUGGCACCGAGCACCGACUUUCGCCGACCAAAAAUCCCUUCCUCGCCUGCAAGCAUUCAUCUCUGAGGCUUUGAGAUGGAGACCUCUGGUUCCCGAUGGAUUGGCUCACCAAACAAUUAAAGACAAAACCUAUUGUAUUCCAGCUGGGACCACGGUAUACGGCAACGUUUGGUCCAUCUGUCGAGAUCCAGAUGUCUUCCCGGAACCUGACGCGUUCAAACCUCAGCGCUGGAUUGAUGGCCAAAGUAGCCUGAGAGACGAUAUAAAAUUGUUUGUCUUCGGGUUUGGUCGUCGCGUAUGCCCUGGCCAACAUGUCGCGAGCAGAUCGGUAUUCAUAACUGCUCUUCUUGUUCUUUGGGCCUUCAAGCUCACUCUGGAUCCUACGAAGCCAUUAGAGGACAUGGGGUUUAUGGGCGAGUCGAUGCCAGAUAUCCGGCCGUGCGAAUUUGAGUUUGAGAAGAGGAUUCCGGAAACAGAACUCAGGCGCAUGAUGCAAGAUUAUCCUGAAGUUGCAUGA